UCAGUUUCGUUUCCCCGCGGGCCUCCGGCGGUCGUGUCUGGCAGUCGCGGCCACAGUUCCAGCGCGUCCCGUCCAGUCCCCAGGAGCGCCAUGGCGGAACUGGUCCCCCUGGCCGAGGAGCUGUCGUGCUCCAUCUGCCUGGAGCCUUUCAAGGAGCCGGUCACCACGCCCUGCGGCCACAACUUCUGCGGCUUGUGCCUGGACGAGACGUGGGCCGUCCAGGGCUCGCCGUAUCUGUGCCCGCAGUGCCGCGCCAGCUACCACGCGCGGCCGCAGCUGCGCAAGAACACAGUGCUGUGCGCGGUGGUGGAGCAGUUCCUGCAGGCGGAGGAGGCCCGGGCGACGCCCCCGCCCCCGCCCCCCGACAACUGGAAGCUGCCCACCCGCGCCGCCGCGCCCAGCCCGGCGGGCCCGGUGGCCUGCGACCACUGCCUGAAGGAGGCCGCCGUCAAGACAUGCCUGGUGUGCAUGGCCUCCUUCUGCCGGGAGCACCUGCAGCCGCACCUGGACAGCCCCGCCUUCCGGGACCACCAGCUUCAGCCCCCAGUCCAGGACCUGAUGCGCCGCAAGUGCCCCCGGCACAACCGGCUGCGGGAAUUAUUCUGCCCCCAGCACGACGAGUGCAUCUGCCACAUCUGCCUAGUGGAGCACAAGGCCUGCUCUCCUGUGCCCCUGAGCCAGGCCAGCGCUGACUUGGAGACCAAGCUGAAGCAUAAGCUGACCGUCAUCUACAGUCAGAUCAAUGGGGCCUCGAGAGCUCUGGAGGACGUGAGAGCCCGGCAGCACGAUGUGCGGGAGGCUACAAAUCGGAGGAUGGAGCAGCUGAGACAGGAGUACAUGGAAAUCAAGGCGCUCAUCGACGCUGCAGAGGCCACCUCCACUCGGAAGAUAAAGGAGGAGGAGAAGAGGGUCAAUACCAAGUUCGACAACAUCUACCAGAUCCUUCUCAAGAAGAGGAGUGAGAUCCAGAAUCUGAAGGAGGCGGUUGAACUUGCCCUGACCAAGGGGGACGAGUUCGAGUUUCUGGAGAAAGGGCUAAAGCUGCAAGGAGUGUCCACAAAGCCGGUCUACGUCCCCAAGGUGGAGCUAAAUCAGGAGCUGAUAAGGGGCGUCUGUCAGGGCACCUCAGACCUCAAAGACGAGCUGAAGCGGUAUAUCAGGCAGUCCCAGGACAAGAAGCCCGAGGAACCCACCAGCUCAGGGAACCCUGGAGAGCAUGGCCCAGCACCCACGCACAAACCCACCCACUCUGCGAAAAAGGGCCCUAAAGAAGAAAAGAAACCCAAGAAACCUCCCCCCGCCUCAGCCUUCAAGAUGCCCACCUUAGGAGCCUCGGCCACCAAGAUGCCUACCUUCGGAGCCCAGGGAGAGUCCGUGGAUCUGGAGGGUAUAGGCAAAGCCCCCACUGCACAGCCCAACGCGGCAGCCAUCAAGGCCAAGGUGCUGGAGACCUUCUUAGCCAAGUCCAGGCCCGAGCUCCUGGAGUAUGCCGUUAAAUUCAGCCUGGACUACAACACGGCCCACAACAAGGUGGCGCUGUCAGAGAACUACACGGUCGCCUCAGUGGCUGAAUCACCCCUGAACUACCAGCCGCAUCCCAAGAGGUUCAUGUACUGCUCUCAGGUGCUAGGUCUGCACUGCUACAAGAAAGGGAUCCACUACUGGGAGGUGGAGCUGCAGAAGAACAACUUCUGCGGGGUGGGCGUCUGCUACGGCAGCAUGCCGCGCCAGGGCCCCGAGAGCCGGCUCGGCCGCAACAGCGCCUCGUGGUGCGUGGAGUGGUUCAACACCAAGAUCUCUGCGUGGCACAACAACGUGGAGAAAACGCUGCCCUCCACCAAGGCCACGCGGGUCGGCGUGCUGCUCAACUGUGACCAUGGCUUCGUCAUCUUCUUUGCCGUCUCCGACAAGGUCCACCUGAUGUAUAAGUUCAAAGUGGACUUCACGGAAGCGCUGUACCCGGCCUUCUGGGUGUUCUCUGCUGGUGCCAUGCUCUCCAUCUGCUCCUACAAGUAGGCAGGCCACAGACGCGGGCCUCUGCGGGCCCCGGCUUGUGGCGACAGAGCCACAGGUGGACCUCUCUACGGGUCUCCUGUGAUUCCCCAGGGGUUGAGAGUGUUGGGGGGUGGGGACUGGUGGGAGGUGGGGGUCGGGGGAUGGGGUAAGAGGAGAGAUCCGGCCAGAGCAAGGGGUGGGGGUAAUGGCAUCACGGGCCAGGAGGCAUGGCCACGUCCUGGUGCCUGUCAGGGCAGGGUGACCUCCUCCUUGUUCUGGUAGGUCUCCAACUGCUGGCAGCUGGACGGGGCUCUGAGCGCCAUUCUCUGUUGCAGGGAGUCUGCAGCCGCUGCGUGCUCUUCCCCAGGUGACGUGGCGUGAGCUCCUUUGCUGCCUGGAAAAGCCUUCGGAUCUUAGUGUUUUGAUUACUUCCAUAGGGCUAUUCAACUCAAUAGAUUUUUUUAAAAUUCCCAAAUAA
Molecule: messenger RNA, 2473 nt
Organism: Mustela erminea (ermine)
Lineage: Eukaryota; Metazoa; Chordata; Mammalia; Carnivora; Mustelidae
Gene: TRIM25
Product: tripartite motif containing 25
Exons: 9
Coding region: 91-2016 (641 amino acids)
Molecular function (GO): protein binding
Source: RefSeq, a predicted model, not a curated record